AUGGCGAUUGGAAGUACUGUUGGGGUUGAAAAUGGAAAGACUGAUUCUGUACCAGAAAGUUUCAUUCCAGGAGGUAUGACACCAGAAAAUGGAGUAAUAAGUAGAGAAAAAACUGGAGAAAAUCGUGUCCGAAGAAAUGUUCACGAUGCAACACUUAGUCAUGCUAUUACAGAGCCUGAAGCUGAUAACGAGAACACUGAAGAAAGAGAUGCAAAUAUGGCUACUGUGCUAGCUAAGUAUGAAAAUUAUCUUCUUGAAAGGGUCAAGCAUCAGUUAGGUUACCCUGAGAAUAUGGACUUGGAUCAUGUUACUCCUCUUGCUUGGCUUCAACGUUUCCAUCUCAACAAUUGUGGUGAUCCCUUUACUAAGAGCAACUUUGGUCUCAAUUCGCAACAGUUCGAAUUGGGUGUGUUAGACUGGUUUGCUCAACUCUGGGAAAUCGGUAACUAUGAAUAUUGGGGUUACAUUACAAAUGGUGGUACAGAAAGCAAUCAUCAUGGUAUCCUUAUGGGGAGGGAGCUUUAUCCUGAGGGAGUUUUAUACGCAUCGCAAGAUUCACAUUAUUCUGUCUUUAAAUCUGCACGAAUGUACAGAAUGGAAUGUGUUAAAGUUGAUACCCUUACCAAUGGGGUAAUUGAUUGUGCCGAUUUCAAAGCUAAACUACUCCAGAACAACGACAAACCAGCUAUCAUAAACGUCAAUAUUGGAACGACUGUUAAAGGAGCUGUUGAUGAUCUCGACCUGGUUAUAGCAACCCUUAAGGAAGCUACUUUCUCAGAAGAUAGAUUUUACAUUCACUGUGAUGGGGCGCUAUCUGGGAUUAUGAUGCCAUUUAUCGAACAUGCUCCAAAAAUCUCAUUUAAGAAGCCAAUAGGGAGUGUUAGUAUUUCUGGCCACAAGUUUAUUGGUUGUCCAACACCUUGCGGUGUUCAGAUAACAAGGUUGGAUCAUAUCAAUGCCAUGUCAAGGUAUGUUGAAUACAUUGCGUCCAUGGAUGCUACAAUCACGGGAAGCCGCAAUGGUCAUGCCCCAGUCUUCCUGUGGUACACCCUGAACACUAAAGGUUAUGGAGGUCUUCAGAAAGAAGUCCAAACAUGCUUCAGGAAUGCCCAUUAUCUGAAAAACCGUUUACGUUCCGAAGGGAUAAGUGUAAUGCUUAAUGAGCUCAGUACUACUGUUGUAUUUGAGAGGCCAAAAGAUGAAGAGUUUGUUCUUCAUUGGCAACUUGCUUGUCAGGGCAACAUUGCUCAUGUUGUGGUUAUGCCCCAUGUCACUAUCAAGAUACUGGAUGACUUCUUGAAUGAUCUGAUCGUGAAACGCUCGAUUUGGCUCCAGGAUGGAAAGGUUCAACCUACUUGUGUUUCAGUAGAUAUCGGAAAGGAAAAUUGCGCUUGUCCUCAGCAUAAAUGAAGCUCUUU
Messenger RNA from Papaver somniferum (opium poppy), 1418 nucleotides. RefSeq names its product serine decarboxylase 1-like. Bases 1 to 1410 code for a protein of 469 amino acids. The record is from RefSeq and is a predicted model, not a curated record. The transcript has 5 exons. Gene Ontology annotation, molecular function: pyridoxal phosphate binding; carbon-carbon lyase activity. Lineage: Eukaryota; Viridiplantae; Streptophyta; Magnoliopsida; Ranunculales; Papaveraceae. Gene Ontology annotation, biological process: carboxylic acid metabolic process.